AUGGCUGGUGACUGGUGGCUGAUGGCUGGUACCUUGACAGAAGAUGAAGGAUGUGCGAAAUUGAGAUAUGGGGAUCAAUCUUUUGACGGGACAGUAAAAUACUCUCCAAUGAAUUGGUUUGAGACGCCGGCAGUCGUUAAACUUGAAGCAGCGUGUUCGGGCGAGGAAGCACUUGGGCUGGAGAGCGGUCUCAUUACUGAUCAGCAGAUUACCGCUUCAUCCUUCUGGGGUAAGGCAAACGGUGAACAGAACGCUCGACUAAACCACCAAGCCGCCCGAGGUAAAACAAGUGCCUGGUCAGCGGGAAGCAAUGAUCUCAAUCAGUGGCUUCAAAUCGAUUUCGGACGAAAUGUGAAAAUUACAAAGCUUGCGACUCAGGGACGUAAUGACUACGGCAACCAAUGGGUGAAAAGUUAUACUUUCGCUUACAGUGCGGAUGGCAACCGUUAUCAAGUACUCGGUCGGAAUGUCCACAUGGAUUACGUUCAAGAGCAUCUUCGUACAAAAAGAGAGGUAGCCUUCGGACAGACCCAGGAGCGAGCCAAUAGAAUCGAGCUUGAAAUUCUAGCUGAUACUGUAUAUGUUAAGGGUGACGUGGACUUGCGUGGUACAAAAAAGUUGACAAUAUUCAGCCGAAAGGUGGUCUUUUUGAAAGACAGUCAACUGAACCUCAGAGCUCCCAACUUAGUGCAAAAUUUAAAUAUUCUGUCUCCUGGUACCGAUGGAGAUGAUGGGAAGCAUGGAGUUCAUGGUCCAACAGUCACAGUCUACGCGAAAAUGAUGGCUGGCUAUGUAAAUAUCAUAACAAGUGGCGGAAAUGGAAACCCGGGGCAAAAUGGCGCGAAUGGAAGAAAGGCAGCCGACAGCAUGCACAAGCAACCUGACAGGACAAACUCUGACUGCAAAAAAGGCAAAACAAAGCAUGGCUGCACUAGUCACAUUGCAGGGAUACCAGGUAAAUUAGGCGGAAAUGGAGGAAACGGCGGAGAUGGUGGGAGAUCAGGAAAUGGUGGCAAUGCAGGUCGUCAAACUCUUCAUGUUUUGAAAGUGAGAGGGUAUGUCGAAUUAACAUCUUGUCGUGGGUUUGGAGGGCAGGCGGCAAUAAACGGAUCAGGAGGAGCCGGUGGUUUAGGAGGACGAGGUGGCCGCGGAAUAAACUGUAGGAAGAAGGAAAGAUGUUCCGGCGGACGUGUAUUUUAUUCCUGUAGUCACUCGUGUGAAUCAUCCGGACAAACUGGCGAGGCCGCUCGCGGAGCAACUGGAAGAAGCGGAAGCAACGGACAAGAACUCGUCGCAAAGGGCUCCGAUGGUCAGGAGGAAAUGUCGUAUCUCCAGAAAUUUAGUCUGGGUCCAAAGCAAUUGAAAAAGUAUCCUCUGCAGCUGAUAAAGAUGAUGACAAGAUAUGGUGAAGAACUUCUCUGGGCCAACGAUGUCAAAAAGAGCAACGCUGUGUUCAAGUUUGUUGUAAAAUUGUCAAGUGGCAAAGCUGGAGCGUCUGAAUUGAGAAAAGUGGCAAAGAGAAGACUGGCUUUUAUGAACAAAGUAGGAUAUGACAGAUUUGGGAAGAACCAACUUUUCGCACCUAUUAUCAAAUGGGAGGCCUUCAAGAAACAGGUCGAAGUCAUCAAAGAUCGUGCAGAAACGUUUGAGAACGCUUACAAUGCUAUCAAAGAUUCGAUUACACGGCAUGAUGACGUUAAGACAAUAGUAAAAGCACUACCACAGGCUGCCAGACUUCAAGUUGUAAAGCAAAAGAACAGACUUGUUGAGGCCAAACGAAUAGCAGUAAGCGAAAAGGGAGCAUAUGUAUUGGCUAUCGGUGAGCUGGAGGCAAGCAUGAAGAGCAAUCUUCUAGAAGCAAAAGCGAUGCUUCCAGACGUGUACGAAAAAGCAAAGUUUAACAGCGACGACUUAUUCGUCAUUCUUGAGGGAAUAACAGGAUUCUUUAGUGGUGCAAUGGGAAAAGAUCCUUUCGCAGCCCUUGGAUCAGCCCUCGGGGUUAUUGGGCAUUUUGCUGGCAAAUGUGACCUUGGUAAACUUCAGGAUAAUUUGGAUAAAGUAGAAAAAUGGUUGAAAUUUGGAAAGGACUAUGCUGCCCUAAAAGACUCAAGUGAAUUGGAUUUUGACAAAAUGGAUGUGGCUGCUGUACCUGAAGUAAUGCAGGCUAAUCUGGAAAUGAACAAAGAGGGACUUGCAACGGAACUUGUUUGCCUGCUGGAUGAGAGGUCGAAACCUCGAAACUCGGCAAAGUUUCAAGAACAGAUCGAACGAUAUUUUAUCGCCGGUGCCGCAAGAAUCGAUCUCAUAGCAAAGGUCAUGGACUUGGAUAACGAAGUCGGUGGACAUAAAUUUGACAUCUCAAACUUAGAGGAGACAGCAAAUGAAAUUGAAAGCCUUAGUAAUUCUGGUGGUAAGGAUCUUUAUUCUCCCAUUGCUGAAAGCACACAACAGAUGUUUCUGGAUGGUUUACUUACGUCCUAUCAGCAGAUAGAAACAGGAUUUGCCCGACAAUUGUACCAGUUGUACAAAGGUUUCGAGUUUCGCUCUCUAUGGAUUGUUCGGGAAAAAUUAGCUGAAUUCGAACGGCGAGCAGUGUUAGCCGCGCAGGGAACAGGAAAUCUCCGUGGGGUUUUAGAGCUUACAAAAGCACUUCAAGAAAUUGACGAUAUCGAAAAUAAGGGACAGCGAUGCUUCACAAAAUUUCGUCACACAAUUACUACGCACAAAUGGACGUUUGACAGUGCUAAAGACAACGUGAUGUUCGACGAACUUCAUAAGGGCGCUACGAGGUUUUCAUUGAAAAUUUCAGAUAGCUGCGAUCUAUGUUAUAAUGUGCGCCUUUUGAAGAUGUACGUUGAGCUAGAAGGUGACGAAUCUCAAAGCGGUGAUUACCCAUCGAGGGUUUAUCUUAAAUUAAGACAUCUCAGUGGCUCUUACUUUAGAGAUGGAAACGGGAAUGUCAGGGAAUUCCGGCAGCCUUUAGGAUCAUGGCGGACGUUAGAAUUCGACCGAUUUGCAAUCACUAAUACCGAAGGAUGCAACAAAGAAAAAGCAAAAGGAAACAAGGAUUCUCUCUUCUGUAUGGGCAAGGACGAUAACCGCUUUCAACCAAUGUGCUGUCAUUAUCUUAGCGGUUCACCGUGUGAUGACACACUUCUUGGAGCAGAAGAAUGCCGGAGUCCAUUUGGAACUUACGAGAUGACCAUACCGAUUGACAGCAAAACUCCCUGUAAAGCCAGUGGCUCGCGCAUAACAGACGGAAAUUGCAAGGACUUUGAUCGUUCAGUGUUCACAAAAAUGAACGUGUGGAUUCAGUAUCUGUACUGGACUGGUGAGUACCCAAAAGGUCCAGACGACCCAAGAUGCAGCAAGUUCCAGGACCCAGACUCCGAGGCCGAGCAUGUUCCCAUAACUAUUAACCAUGAAGCAUCAGGUGAUAUCGAGUCAUAG
Pocillopora verrucosa is the source of this 3450-nucleotide messenger RNA. The record is from RefSeq and is a predicted model, not a curated record. NCBI's taxonomy places the organism in Eukaryota, Metazoa, Cnidaria, Anthozoa, Scleractinia, Pocilloporidae.